AUGUUCUACAUUAAGUUGGCUCUAACAUCUCUCUCUCCGCACGCGUGCUUGUACGCAUGCAUACUUCUUUCUGCUUAAAAAUGUUAUUCAUGGCUGUGGUCACCAUGAUUAAGCAUAUUUAAGGCAAAACUUAGAGACAGAAAAGGAGAGAAACACAGAGAGAGAGAGAGAGAGAGAGAGAGAGAGAGAGAGAGAGAGAGAGAGAGAGAGAGUGCAUGCGGGAAAUUUAUGCAUAAUGGACACCAUGUGGCUUGUGUUAGGAACAUCAAUUUUCUUUUCCACCAUAAUUCUCUACACGAAAAGGUUUAGACUCAGAUCAUCACACAGAAGCACACUUCCUUUAGGCAGUCUUGGAUGGCCUCUUAUCGGGGAAACAAUUGAGUUUGUGUCUUGUGCUUACUCUGACCGCCCCGAGAGCUUCAUGGACAAACGUCGCCGCAUAUAUGGAAAGGUGUUCAAGUCACACAUAUUUGGAAGUCCCACGAUUGUUUCAACGGAUGCAGAAGUGAGUAAAUUUGUUCUACAAAGUGACGCAAAGGCUUUCGUCCCGUCUUACCCCAAAUCGCUCACGGAGUUAAUGGGGAAGUCUUCUAUUUUGCUGAUCAAUGGGAGCUUACAAAGGAGAAUCCAUGGACUCAUAGGAGCCUUCUUCAAGUCGCCACAUCUCAAGGCUCAAAUUACAAGGGACAUGCAAAAGUAUGUUCAAGAAUCAAUGGCAAAUUGGAAAGAUGACCAUCCCAUAUACAUACAAGAUGAAGCCAAAAAUAUUGCCUUUCAAGUACUAGUCAAGGCAUUGAUUAGUUUGGAUCCCGGUGAAGAAAUGGAGCUUCUAAAGAAACAGUUCCAAGAAUUCAUCUCUGGCCUCAUGUCUUUACCCAUAAACAUUCCGGGAACUACGCUCUACGGUUCACUACAGGCAAAGAAGAAAAUGGUUAGUAUAGUAAAAAACAUAAUCCAAGCUAGAAGACAAAGCGUCCUGAUCUCCACGGUUCCAAAAGAUGUAGUAGAUGUGUUGCUCAAUGAUUCAAGUGAACAAUUAACAGACGAUCUAAUAGCAGAUAAUAUGAUUGAUAUGAUGAUACCGGGAGAGGAUUCAGUGCCGGUUCUCAUGACUCUAGCCAUAAAAUACCUCUCGGAUUGCCCCACUGCCCUACAACAGUUAACGUUUUACUCGAUCGUACGUACUUUACUUGGAGCUGUCAGCUGCAUAUAUACAUCCUUUUCGGCGAACCCGGACGAAAACUUGAAGCUGAAAACACUCAAAGCUCAGCUUGGACAGCCUCUGUGUUGGAGUGAUUACUUAUCAUUGCCAUUUACACAGAAUGUGAUUACAGAAACUCUAAGGAUCGGAAAUAUUAUAAUUGGUGUGAUGCGAAAGGCCAUGAAAGACGUUGAGAUAAAAGGGUAUUUGAUACCAAAAGGAUGGUGUUUUUUCGCAUAUUUUAGAUCGGUUCAUCUUGAUGAAAAUCACUAUGACUGGCCUUACAAGUUCAAUCCAUGGAGGUGGCAGGACAAAGACACGAGCACUUGUAACUUUACUCCUUUUGGAGGUGGGCAAAGGCUAUGUCCUGGCCUUGACUUGGCCAGGCUGGAAGCUUCCAUCUUCCUGCACCACUUUGUCACUCAGUUCAGUUGGGUGGCUGAGGAAGACACAGUUGUUAACUUCCCCACAGUGAGAAUGAAGAGGAGGAUGCCAAUAUGGGUCAAGAGGAGAGGGAACCCUUGAGCCAGUUGUUUUGGCUCCCAAAGGGAAAAAUCUCAAGUAACUUCGACACGAUGGUAACCCAAAAUAAUAAUAAAAACAUCAUGCAAGAAGACAAAGAAAUGAAGGAGAGAAAGAGUUGGCUCGGCCACAGAGCCCACACGUGUGGGGCAAUCACAAGCUGACACUUUUGUCCUCUUCCACAUCUACUUGCACAUGAUAUCGACAAUAGGAGUAGAAACUUUUGUAGACCCAAAUUAUUCAACGGUUAUUUUUUUCUCGCUUUUAACUUUUUUUUGUUUUCCCUUUCGUUUUAACUGAGAAAGACAGUUUAAUAUGACAAGAGAUAUCCACCAUUAAAGUGUCUGUACAAUCGAAAUAAAAGUGGAAACCAAGGGAGCUACUUUUGGCUUUUGUUUCUUAGAA
Carya illinoinensis is the source of this 2128-nucleotide messenger RNA. RefSeq names its product 3-epi-6-deoxocathasterone 23-monooxygenase CYP90D1. The coding region runs from base 236 to 1726 and encodes 496 amino acids. Gene Ontology annotation, biological process: multicellular organism development; sterol metabolic process; brassinosteroid homeostasis. The record is from RefSeq and is a predicted model, not a curated record. Gene Ontology annotation, molecular function: iron ion binding; heme binding; oxidoreductase activity, acting on paired donors, with incorporation or reduction of molecular oxygen, NAD(P)H as one donor, and incorporation of one atom of oxygen. The transcript has 9 exons. Lineage: Eukaryota; Viridiplantae; Streptophyta; Magnoliopsida; Fagales; Juglandaceae.